UCUACGCAAUGGAAUACACAGUUUUUGUUUUUCUGGCUCUCACUUUGGUCCUAUUUAUGGGUCAGAAUUGUUGGGCUGCUCCCUCGCCGGAUGAUUUGGCAAAAUUUGGGGAAAUGGAGCGAGUUAUCAAGGAGCUAACCAGUUCCGUCUUGGCCCUGAGUGGAUCUAGUCCUGACUUUAGAUCCGGCGGUGGAAAUGCCAACAGUGUUUGGCCGGAAGAUCUUCAGGCUUAAGUUUCGGACGUUUCUAGUUAGCUCGGUCUACUAAAUCGCGUUUAGCAGCUCU
Messenger RNA from Drosophila gunungcola (fruit fly), 285 nucleotides. RefSeq lists its product as uncharacterized. The transcript is spliced from 2 exons. Bases 9 to 233 code for a protein of 74 amino acids. Lineage: Eukaryota; Metazoa; Arthropoda; Insecta; Diptera; Drosophilidae. The record is from RefSeq and is a predicted model, not a curated record.